This is a messenger RNA of Xenopus tropicalis (tropical clawed frog), 1295 nucleotides long. It is a transcript of the gene serpini2, whose product is annotated as serpin peptidase inhibitor, clade I (pancpin), member 2. The record is from RefSeq and is marked provisional. Lineage: Eukaryota; Metazoa; Chordata; Amphibia; Anura; Pipidae. Gene Ontology annotation, cellular component: extracellular region. Bases 43 to 1275 code for a protein of 410 amino acids. The transcript is spliced from 9 exons. Gene Ontology annotation, molecular function: serine-type endopeptidase inhibitor activity.
CGCCGCUGUUUUUCAUAGCCCAAAAGAGUACUUUGUGUUACAAUGAAAAGACUCUACCCAGGCGUGAUCGUCGCCGUGACCCUUUGUGGAGUUUGGAUAACUUGCAAUGCCUCCAGGCUCUGGGGAGAUGCUAUUACAGAACUGGCUGUGGAUCUGUCUCGGGCAAUUCAUUCAAGUUGCACAGAAGAAAACAUCAUUUUUUCUCCACUUGGAACUUCUUUAAUUCUUGGAAUGAUAAAACUGGGAGCCAGAGGAGCAGCACUGAGUCAGAUACAGCAAGCUUUAAAACUACAGGGAAAUCAAGACAGUGAGGAGUUUUCUGAGCUAAAAACGCUUCUUGCUGUCAUCUCUGAAGAAAAUAAAGAAUUUACAUUUAAUCUAGCAAAUGCCCUCUACCUUCAAGAAGGAUUUCAAGUGAAGGAGCAGUAUCUCCAUAGCAACAGGGAUGUCUUCAACAGUGCAAUAAAGCUGGUGGAUUUCCAAGAUGUAAAGGCUUCUGCUGAAACAAUAAGUGAAUGGGUGCAAAGGCAAACACAUGGGAAAAUCUCAAAAAUGUUUUCAAGUGGAGACUUUACCCCUCUCACGAAAAUGGUACUGGUCAAUGCCCUUUAUUUCAAAGGUGAAUGGAAACAGAAAUUCAGCGUAGAGGCCACACAUUCAGAAGAGUUUUCAGUAAAAAGGGGCCUGACAGUAAAAGUUCCAAUGAUGCAUCUACAGACGACAACAAAGCUUGGUUAUUUCUCAGUUAAGAACGCAAGCUACAAAGUACUGGAGCUGCCCUAUAAAGGUGAUAAGUUUAGUUUACUUCUAACACUACCUGCAGAAGAUGUGGAGAUAGGAGAACUGGAAAAAAUAGUGACAGCUACCAUGAUAAAAACUUGGUUUGCUGACAUGAAGGAGGAAGUGGUCGAAAUCAGUUUACCACGGUUUAAAGUUGAACAUAAAAUUGACUUAAAGAAAUCUUUUCUUAACCUGAACAUAACUGACAUAUUUAAUGAGGGCUGUGAUCUCUCAGGAAUAACAGAGUCUCCCAAUCUAUACAUUUCCAAGGUGUUUCAGAAAGUUUUUCUUGAAAUAAAUGAAGAAGGGAGUGAAGCUGCAGCCUCAACAGGAAUGCAAGUCUCUGCAAUGAGUAUGUCCAGUCACAGGUUUGCGGCCAAUCGCCCUUUUCUGUUUUUCAUAAGGCACAUUCAAUCAGGUAUGAUUUUGUUCAUGGGAAAGGUGAUGAAUCCAGAUUUUUAUGAUGCACUGGGUCGGGAUGUGGAAUCGUUAUAAAUAAAGAGAAAAUAAAUGCA